This is a messenger RNA of Salarias fasciatus (jewelled blenny), 4206 nucleotides long. RefSeq names its product core 1 synthase, glycoprotein-N-acetylgalactosamine 3-beta-galactosyltransferase 1, like b (gene c1galt1lb). NCBI's taxonomy places the organism in Eukaryota, Metazoa, Chordata, Actinopteri, Blenniiformes, Blenniidae. The record is from RefSeq and is a predicted model, not a curated record. Gene Ontology annotation, molecular function: N-acetylgalactosaminide beta-1,3-galactosyltransferase activity. Bases 530 to 1699 code for a protein of 389 amino acids. The transcript is spliced from 4 exons. Gene Ontology annotation, cellular component: membrane.
AGGCUUCAGUCACAGGAGUUGGAUGCUGCUCGUGUUUGGGUAGUGAAACACUUUUAAUUCGGAUGUUUUUCAGCACCCGAGGUGCAUUUUUAAGACGUUUUUUUUUACUUAUCGAGACGUGUUGGUGCGCUCCGCCUGCUGUUAGCUUGGUCCGCCUCCAGAGGAAGAGUCGCUAACUUACGCCGAAGUUAAGGCUCGAAUAACGGACUAGCCUGUUAGCACGGAGCCGAGCCAGCAAGCAGGGCAGGAGCUAAUCAUUAACUGGCCAUGAUUGUACCAUAAACCCCGUCCAGCGGGAGGAAGACUUUCAUUUCCCCCCUGGCUGUGCUGGAGCGAGAGCUUGUUGGUCAUCUAUGUUAGCAUCGCGGCUAGCUCCGCUGUGGCAGCGUCGCGUCAACAGCUGGCUCCGCUCUCCUCUCCUCCGUGUUUUGACAUGAAACGGCUGCGGGACUGAACAGCUGCUAUGGUGGCCGCAUCACUGCCGGUCCUGCGCAGUUGAACAAGUUGCCGGUGAGAGUCCUGGUCCAGCAUGAAGGCCCACGGAUCCAGGGUGUCCUUCUACGCGGGGUUUGUGGUGGGGACCUUCACGCUGUACCUGAUCCUGCGCCAGGUGUGGUUUGAGAGGUCGAUGUCGGCGCAGCGGGCCAGCGGUUUACUCAGCAUCCAAGACUACCAGCAACAGCUGGAGGAGGAGAAGAAGAUAUGGAAGAAGGAGAGGUCUGCCCUGUUCAACCUCAGGCACCCUCAUCAUCUCGGCGAGGACAGCAAGAUGGCUGAUGAAUUGUACCAGAAGGUGCGCAUCCUCUGCUGGGUGAUGACCGGCCCCAACAACCUGGAGAAGAAGGCCCGGCACGUGAAGGCCACAUGGACCCGCCACUGCAACAUGGUGGUCUUCAUGAGCUCGGUGGACGACCCGGACUUCCCCACGGUGGGGUUGGGUACAAAGGAAGGGCGGGAUCAGCUGUACUGGAAAACCAUCCGGGCCUUCCAUUACGCCUACGAGCGUCACGCCGACGAGGCGGACUGGUUCCUCAAGGCGGACGACGACACCUACGUCAUCGUGGACAACCUCCGGUGGGUUCUGGCGAACCACACGCCCGACGAGCCCAUUUACUUCGGCCGGCGAUUCAAGCCGUACACCAAGCAGGGAUACAUGAGUGGAGGCGCGGGCUACGUGCUGAGCAGGGAGGCGCUGCGUCGAUUUGUGAAAGGUUUCGCGGACAAGGUGUGCACACACACCACCUCUGUGGAGGACUUGGCGAUGGGCCAGUGCAUGGAGAAGGUCGGGGUGCUGGCGGGAGACUCCAGAGACGCUUUACUCAGGGAGACGUUUCACCCCUUCGUCGCCGAGCAGCAUCUCACUGCCAAAUUUUCGAAGAGCUUCUGGUAUUGGAGCUACUGCUACUACCCCAUCGCCGAGGGUCCAAACAGCUGCUCGGAUUUGUCGGUGUCUUACCAUUAUGUGAACGCUCGAGAGAUGUAUGUCAUGGAGUACUACACCUAUCACCUGCGUGCCUUCGGCUACAGAUACCGCUUCCAGGCUCCCACCCCUGCAGGCUACAGCAUCGAGGGGUCGGUAUCCAAGGAUUCUGUACCAGAACAGGCGGUGGUCUCUCAGGAGAAGGAGCACGGAAAGGUGGAUGAUCCACUCAAAACCGAGAAAGAGGAUGCUGGUCAAGACCUCUCUGAUACUUCUUAGAACACAGUACCGUCGGACCUGUCGAGGCAUGUGACGUUCGAGCAAAGAGGAAGUGGGGUUUUGAGUGUUGGCUCAUCCAUUCGGAUAUUUUUGAUGAAUUUUUCUAGUAAAUACCAAUAAAUGGUCCAUUUUGAACUUAAAUAUCGAAAGUCAUAAGUGCAUUGCCUGAGAAUAGAGUUGAAAGGCUGAGCCUGAUGUUGAAUUUUAUAUCAGUAUUUUGGCAACUUAGUUUUCCACUGUAGAGCGUCUCUAGCAGAGGGAACCUUUUUGUCCACUAUAUUAAUUUGAAAGUUAACUACAGCCGAUAGUUGAAUUUUUACCAGAAUUGUCCAUCUUUGACUUUUCUUUUUUUUUUUCUUAACCACUGUUGCUACGAAAGCUUGGCUGCGGCUCUGUCAGAAAAUGUCUGCCUGUCAUUCUGAAUAAUUUGUCUCCAGAUCUCACGGAGACUUGCAGUCAAAUUAAAAAAAAAACUAAUUCUUUCAAUUGAUACUGUUGUUCCUUUUAGACAUUGUGGCUAAAACCAGUUAUUCUUGCCGUUCAGCGGCCUUCCCACUGCACGUGAUUCAUGACAGGUUUUUUUUUUUUGUUUUUUUUUUCCUGGUUGUACACCAGUCUGUGCUGACAGUCGCAUUUCAUUCAGGCAUCAGCCUCAGUGAUGAAGUCUUUAAUUUCCCUUUGUGUUGAUACUAAAUGUUUGGUAGUUUGUUUUUUUUUAAUAUUUAAAUAAUUAGGCAUGCAACAAACAAUUAUCUUGAUUGCUUCAGUUUCCACAUUUGUUUUCUUGUGAGGUGUAAACAUGAUCUGAAAGAUGUCUGUCAUGUGCCUCUAAUGCCAGCAAUUUGAAGCAUAUCCAGAAUUAAGUAUCUAAUAUUAUUUCAUUAUUAGACAAAGAAAAUACAUCCCACGUCCAGCUUUAAAGUUGAUACAAUGAAGGCUUCGCUCAGUUUAUUGGAAACAUACCAGUGGCAGCGUGACACUGCGGGGAAGUCGAAAUGUUGAAUUGGCAUGUCUUUUAUUCGGAUAUGAUUGGAUCCUCUUGCACCGGCGCACAUAGAUGAGUGUUCAGAGGAAGAGGAACAAACAAGAACUUUAUCUGUAAAUUAUUCGACUUGACUGCAUCGCUCACUUAGUAUGCGGACGGCGGCGUCAGUGUCUGAAACCAGCACAAAUCUGAGCAUUAGGGAAAAUUCACAGCAAGGCUGCGUCACUUUUCUAAUAAAAGCAUCCAAAACAUAAGAAUAGAUGUUCCGGUUGUACAAAUGGAUGCAUUUAAACGCAGUCAGGUGGCCACAAUGUUUGAAACGGAAGGACAGAGCGACAAAAUACCAACAGUUACACAGCCAAAGAUUAUCACACACAGGAUUAAGGCAGUCACUGCGUGUCCUUGUAGUUCUGGCGACGCCGCGGUGGAUCCUGAUCGCGCCCGUCGGUCUGACUGCAUCGUCAGUCAACAGCACGCCCUCAGUGUGUUUUCACAGCGCUCGGAAACACGUUCAGCUGGAUGAGGAAGUGACAGUUGCAUUUCUUUCGUGCUCGGUAAUGAAAGUUACGCUUACGUGGCGUGUCGCCGCUCCUCCGCUCGUCCAGCCACACACUCCCACCUCACCCCCUCCCCAAGUGGGCUCAUUAAAGCCUGUGCCUUGUAAUUUGAGAUUGUACGAGCCGUCAGCUGCACACACGACUUUGCACUGUGACGCCACGGCGAGAGUGAUGCUUUCUGAUGGAGUAUCAUUUUAUUGGCCUUCCGGGAAACCACUCUGGUUUGUGGGUGACAGUUUUAAUUGAGCAAGGUUUUUGUUUCCUUUCAAACGGAAAGAGUUUCAACAAAGAUGUCUAACUUCAGAGUUUUAGUUGAAUUUUGUAGUCGACGCAUAUAUUUUAAAAGUAUUGAUAGCUCCUCCUUUACUGUCAUAUUCCCAGUGAAUUAAAAGAUUAUGUUGAUGUGACACAGUAUUGACCAAAUACUGGAUGACUGUGCACACCUUUAUACAUUUACGACAACAUUUGACAUUUUCGUGAAAAUUGAAAGCACUUUCGGAUGAUGAGACUGUUGCCGUUUUGUUUGAACCACUUAAAUUUUCAUUUUUAACGAAUGCCUAUCAGUACAUUUCUGUCAGUGUUUACACCCAGCUCCAUUCUGUGCAUGAACACAGAGCAUGUUCAGUUCUGAUUAGUUUGGGAUUUUAACCUAAUCGGCAUGUUUUUACACAGCAGUUUGUUUGGAUAUUGUUGCACGCUGGUGCACUUCAAACCGGCUCAGACUUGCUUCGUGACAGGAGUGACACGACGCGUCCGGUCCUUGACAAUCUUUAAAGGGAAAGAUGUACAGUGCUGUAUUUAUAUUCAAAAUGUAUUUAUGUUGGUAUUGACUUCUGAGUUGAGUCGGUAAAUUUUAGUGUGUAAAUGAGUCUGUGUCAGUGUGUGAGCACACGUAAUCAGUGUGCAGGGUCAUUUUUAGUGAAUGGUACUUUAAUCACUAUAAAUAAAUGCAUAUUUUUAUUGUA